Catharus ustulatus (Swainson's thrush) is the source of this 3752-nucleotide messenger RNA. RefSeq lists its product as uncharacterized. Gene Ontology annotation, biological process: ubiquitin-dependent protein catabolic process. Gene Ontology annotation, molecular function: ubiquitin protein ligase activity. NCBI's taxonomy places the organism in Eukaryota, Metazoa, Chordata, Aves, Passeriformes, Turdidae. Bases 233 to 1570 code for a protein of 445 amino acids. The transcript is spliced from 6 exons. The record is from RefSeq and is a predicted model, not a curated record.
UGCGGCCUCCGGUGACAUUCUCUCUAGCGUUGGGGGCGCGGAGUGGUGUCCGCGCGGCUAAGACCCAGCUCCUUCCGGCCGCCCAUGCCCCAGCUGCUACCCCCCGGGGGGAGGCUAGGAGGGGCCUUGCAGUGUCCAGGCUGCUGUAUUGCUGAAGACCUUAUCUAGUUCACCCAGUCUUCCAGACCAUGUGCUCCGUGCUUUGAGACCAGGAGGACCUUGGUGUUCUGAAAUGAAGAUGGAGACAGUGGGAAAAGCAGAACUUGUUGAUUCAGAAGUUCCACCAAAGUCUUCUGAAAAGCAAGAAACUGCUCCUGAUGAACAUGGACCUAUAGAACUCGAGACACAAACUCGGAAAGACAACAUGCAUACUGCAGCAGACUCAGCAGUGCUUUCUUCAAUGCCUUGCUUACUGAUGGAACUGAGGCGAGACUCUUCAGAGUCUCAGUUGGCAUCUACAGAGAGCGAUAGGCCAAUGGGUGGUCGAGUUUAUGAAAGUGACUCUUCUAAUCACUGCAUGCUUUCCCCUUCCUCCAGUGGGCAUUUGGCUGACUCAGACACAUUGUCUUCCCCAGAAGAGAAUGAACCCUGUCAAGUUGAAGCUGCUGUAGAGGGAGACCUUUCUGCGGUGUCUGGGGCUGCAGUUGGGAGGAAAUCCAGGAGAUCCAGGUCUGAAAGUGAAACUUCAACAAUGGCUGCCAAGAAAAACCGACAGUCUAGUGAUAAGCAGAAUGGUCGAGCUACCAAGGUAAAAGGUCAUCGAAGUCAAAAGCACAAAGAAAGAAUCCGGCUCUUGAGACAGAAGCGGGAGGCAGCUGCUCGCAAGAAGUACAACCUGCUGCAGGACAGCAGUACCAGCGACAGUGACUUGACGUGUGACUCAAGCACAAGCUCAUCAGAUGAUGAUGAAGAGAUUUCAGGGAGCAGCAAGACAAUCACUGCAGAGAUACCAGCAAAGUUAUACGGUGUUCUGUUUGGAAGUGUGGAAGAUACAAGAGUGGAGCUACAGAUAACAAGUUUAUGCUUGUAUUUCCUACUGAUGAAGACUUUCACACAAGUUAUUUCUAUGGAUGGACCUCCAGUUAUAGCUCACUAUGAUAUAUCAGACACAAACUCAGACCCAGAAGUGGUAAAUGUGGACAAUCUGUUGGCAGCUGCAGUAGUUCAAGAGCACAAUAAUUCUUUAGGAAAUCAAGACUCAGGAUCUACCUGGAGAACCAGAGGGCUGCUAGAUGAACUGAGUGCUGAUACAGGUCAUUUGGAUCCAGGAUUCCUUGCAAGUGACAAAAUAUCUUUAAGUAAUGCCCAGACCAAUGAAGAAAUUAAUAUUGCCUCUUCUGAUAGUGAAGUAGAGAUUGUUGGCAUUCAGGAACAUGCCAGGUAUGUGCAUCCCAGGGAAGGUGUGAUUCAGAGUGUGUCUUCUUGGAAGCAUGGCUCAGGCUCACAAUACAGUAACACUCAGCAAACACAAUCAUGGACAGCAGUGACUCCCCAGCAGAACUGGUCUUCACCCCCAGAAGUAGUAGACCUCACUUUGGAUGAGGAUACCAGACACAAAUAUCUACUGUAAUGCAGUGUCCCUUUGUUUCUGUCCCGACCCCUUCUCCCCUUUAUGGCACAGAAGUUAAUUGUUAAAGCUUCAGCUUCAGAAGCUCUUUUCUUGGCAUUACAAAAUUCAAACGCAUUAUCUUUUUCAUUUCCAUAAGAAUGUAGAAGGAUUUCAAUAUAAUUUUAAAUGUUUUUGCCUUCUCAAAGAAGGAUUCCUCCCAGAAUUAAAACCUAAUAGCACCACAUUUAAAACACAUCUACAGUUACUAAUGUGUGUGUGUUAAUCUGAAGAAAUAACUGUGUGCAGACUUAUGUCCACCCACCUUUUCCCGCCUCCAACUUCAGAACAUUUUUAAUUUAUCAGUAUAUUCAAUUUGUUAGUAGAAGUUAGUGUUUUGCUGUGUGAGCAUCAGUGAUUUUGAGAAAUGCUGUGUCCUCACUGAUUUCAGUGGAACUGGAGGUAUUUAAUACUUCUGAAAAUUGGGCCAAGAGUAUUUUUACUCAAACUGAUUUGGUUAUUUUACCAGCAGGAGGGACUGUCUUUAAUGCAAACGGCCCAUAACAUAUGCACUGAACAGCUUUUAUUUUAAGCAUUUUUAUUUUCAAUAUAAUUUAUAGUUUGCACUCUUCAGUUCUGAGUAUUUUAUCUGACUACUGUUUCACUGAUCAUUUCCCGUGACUUGUUAUGGUUUAAAAUAGUAAUAGUAGUGAUUUAGCAGAUUAUUAUGGCAAAAGCACAGGAAAAAGUAAUAAAAAGGCCCAGCAUCCCUCUCUUUUUUUUAAAUAGAGCUGAAUUUUUUUGCCGAAAUCUGAGUCUUGCCUGGAGUAGGAGAGAAACAAAACAUUUUGCUUGCAGUCCUUAUUUCUACUGUUGCUUAUUUGCUUCAUUCACCAUCUCAAAAACCCAAUCCCAAACAAAUUCCAAAACCCCAGUCUGGCAAAGCACUUUAGCAUCUGUGUAGCAUUCAUCAAGGACAGUUUGCUGAAACUAGAUGGACCAUUCAAGUGCUUAAAACUCUGUCCUAAAAGGUAUUGCAGAAUCGCAACUUAAGGUUGUGAUUUUUUUGAAUUAUUAUUUUUUAAAAUAGAUCUAUACUAUUUUCCUGGCUUUAGGUCAUGUCUCUUAUACUGGUUUUGGAAUUGUUUUUUCAGGUAUGAUUCAGGAAACAGUUUCUACCAGAAUAUUUACUGAAAUCAGCAGAACUACUUACUUUAGCAGACUGUAGUUUCUGUAGUGUAUGUGGAAAUUCCUGCUACUCAUCUGUCAUUUUGAGGCUUUCUCAAGGCAAAAACCAAAGAUUAGACUUUACAGUAUUAUAUUCACUUUAAAUGUCUAUUGUGCAAUUAAAACAUUCCUUUGUAUUCCAGAUGUUUCUAGUGGGAAUUUUGUAUAGCUCUAUCAUCAGAUUUUCCACUGUUUGAGGCUGAACAGGCGGUAAUGAGGAAUUGGGAAGUUCUGUUUUCUUUUUGUGUUGGCUGGUUUUUAAAUUUUAUUUGGCUUCCAAAAAUUUUAUCUGCAGGCAAAAAAAGCAGAACAGUUCAGACUGCACUUUAAAGAACAAUUAGGUAAGGGAUUGAUAUUCCAAUUUCAAGCUUUCUAAAACAUUGAAUAAAAAUAUAUUACAUGGCCAGAAAAAUGUAUGUGGUGCUUCUAUUGACCGAUUUCUUUCUCUGGGGAAGGGAAAGAGGGAGGCAGGGGAGUGUGGAUGGAGCCCAUUCACACUGCAGUAGGGAAAAGCCCCGUGCUGUUUGGACACUCUAAUCAAUAGUGGCUGUCAAUCUUUUCUCCUUAUAUUUUAAUCACGCAACUCAGCCAUUGUUUUAGUGGGCUAGCACACAUUUUGUAACAGUAACUUUGAAACAGCGGCACACUGUGACCGCUUUUUCCUGUUUCACAAAGUCUUUUGAGCAUCAGUUGUGAAGAAAGUUGCAGGGACUCAUUUGUAGUUCUAUGAAAAAUGCAAACUAGCUCUCUUUUAGUUUGUAUAUGAUGUGACUAUAUAAAAACAACUGCGUCCUAACCAAGCUUACUCCAAUUGUUCACUGUGUUUGUUUAAACAACUAAUGUAUUGUAGUCUGAGGCAGGUUUUCUUUUAUUUAAAACACUACAUAUUUUUUCUUAUUCUUAACAUAUUUGAAAGGGUGGUGAGUACAGUAAUUUCACGACUAUAAGGCGCACCCUUUUGACUAAAAUUUUUUCCCAA